Notodromas monacha is the source of this 813-nucleotide messenger RNA. The record is from the annotation of a GenBank genome assembly. NCBI's taxonomy places the organism in Eukaryota, Metazoa, Arthropoda, Ostracoda, Podocopida, Cyprididae.
AUGGACGCAGCAGCUGCAACGCUGAAGCGGGCCGUAGAGUACGACGGGCGGGCUCGCUGGACGGAGGCCCAAGUGUGCUAUCAGGAAGGAGCUCAGAUGCUGUUGGACGCCGUGAAAGGUACUGAACUCCUCUUUGUGUAUCUGGUCUGGAGUCGAGUCUUGAAUCAAAUUAGUGGAGUAGAUGAGCGGGAUGAGACGAAGCGACUGCGGCUGCGUCAGAAGGCGGAGCAGUACGUAACUAGGGCCGAGCAACUGCGUGAGCAGGUGGAGCGGGCCAAGCGGCGGGGCGAGUACCAGGAGCAGCGGCGAAUUGAGGACGGGUCCGUGGGCCACAGCUACGAGUCAGUCUUUGGCCGCUUCCUGGAUUCUGCCACGACGACCAUCCGCGUGUUGGACCCCUACAUACGCGCGCUGCACCAGGUGCAGAACCUUGUGAGGCUCUGUGAGUUGGCCGUGCGUCGCUGCGGUCGGUCUCUGCAGACUGUGUGUCUGCUGACGACGCGCUGUCCAAAAUCACCACGGAUGCCCGAUGAUGAGACAGGCAAGACACAGCAGGACGUGUGGCUCGCAACACUGCAGGCCGAUCUGCGAGAACGCCACGGCGUCACAUUCGACUACGUAUUCUCGGAUACGCUCCAUGACCGCGAAAUCCAACUCAACAGCGGGUGGCUCAUCAAAAUUGGCCGCGGCCUCGACUACUUCAAGCCGCCCUCUUCCAAAUUGAGUCUAGGGGCGUUUGAUUUGGACCUGCGGCCAUGUCGCGAGACGCUGGUUGACAUUGUUCACGUGUCCAAAGUCCGUUCGACGACGUGA